This is a messenger RNA of Mizuhopecten yessoensis (Yesso scallop), 3879 nucleotides long. Its product is annotated as protein Wnt-8b-like. The coding region runs from base 198 to 1265 and encodes 355 amino acids. The record is from RefSeq and is a predicted model, not a curated record. Gene Ontology annotation, cellular component: extracellular region. Gene Ontology annotation, molecular function: cytokine activity; frizzled binding. Gene Ontology annotation, biological process: canonical Wnt signaling pathway; cell fate commitment; neuron differentiation. The transcript is spliced from 6 exons. NCBI's taxonomy places the organism in Eukaryota, Metazoa, Mollusca, Bivalvia, Pectinida, Pectinidae.
GUAGAGAUUAUGAGCCACAGUGGACAGAGACGACACUGUGAUUGGCGGUCCUCUUGUCAGUGUAAUAAAUUAACCUCGAAUCUCCUCGGGGCUGCCCCUUCGUGUUGAAAUAGGGCUAGUUAUACUGUCCUAAUUAUUAUGGGAUUAUCCGGCGAGCACUCAUCCCCGUUCCUCUUCUGCAGUACCAAGUGGUGACCAUGAGGCCACCGGACCUUUCCCGGGUCCUUGUCCUCCUCAUCUCCAGCCUCUGUCUCCUAACGCACGUGUCUUCAUGGUCACUGAACAAAAUUCUAAUGACUGGCCCAAAGGCUAAUCAUUUGGUGGAUAACUUCACCAGAAACAAUAAUCUGUGGACUAAAUACCAGGUGCAUACAAUGUUUAUGAAAAGCAUGGACCGGGGAUCUAUGAGGGCAGCGAAAGAGUGCCGACACCAGUUUAAGUGGGACAGAUGGAACUGUCCCAUUGUUGAUAUGAAUCGACAGAUACACAACAUCAGAGCCAAUCGGGAGACAUCAUUUGUUCACGCCAUCUAUUCUGCCAGCAUUAUGCAUGAUUUGACGUCACAAUGUAACCUAGGCGGGAAUCCCGUGUGUGCGUGUGACGACUCACGAAAUGGCGUCAAAGGAGGAUACAACUGGAGCUGGGGUGGAUGUAGUGACAAUAUCAAAUUUGGUGACUCCGUCUCCAAACAUUUCCUCAUGUCAAUGCAAAAGGCGAAAGAUUCGUAUGCAGCAACUGUAACUCAGAACAGUGGUGCCGGUCGAAUGAGUGUUCGAAAAACAACGCACUUGAUUUGUAAAUGUCAUGGUGUGUCCGGAAGUUGUAGUGUGCGGACCUGCUGGAGACAACUCGGCAAUUUUCGCUCAGUUGGAAACUAUCUGAAGCGGAGGUACAAAAAGGCAGUACAUGCAAACUUCUUCGAUGGAAAACUGCGACAAGGCAAUGACGUAAACGGUGUCAAGUUGAACAUGAUUUCUAACAAACAACUUGUAUUUUUGGAAAAAUCUCCGAACUACUGCAAAGCAAAUGACAGCCUCUCUUUGAACGGAACGUUAGGGAGGCAAUGCUCCAGGAAUAAAGUGGGUGUGAAACAAAGUGCUGCUGAACGCAAGAGUUGUCGGACCUUGUGUAAAGCAUGUGGUUUACUCGUGAAACAUGAAGUGGUUACUAUCAGGACCACAUGUAACUGUCGCUUCCACUGGUGUUGUCACGUGGCCUGUUUCGAUUGCGAACAGAAGCAAGACGUCUACUCUUGUAGCAAGUAACAUAUGAAAAUAUGUAUUUUGAAAACUGCUCACAUUACGACGGACGGGAUAUACUGUCAGAAUUCCGUAGGAUAUGUUUUAUGUACUUAUACGUUAAUUUGUCCUUUUGUUAUCAUGCUCUGUGAAUCCAUUCACUAAAUUAUAGUCAAUACUUUAAAUACUACCGAAGAGCAGUAUUGAUUAUAAUUUAAAUAUUUCUGUUAAUGCAUGUGUACUAAUCAGAAACUCGGAGUGCCAUUAUUUGUAAAUAUAUAUGAAAAUGUUGAUGUAAAUAAAUGUGGAUGUUUGCUGUACCGCAUAUCAUUUUUUCACGUCCAGCAUAUUUCUUCUUAAUACAAGUUUGUAGUCUUUAUGUUCGAUGUUAUUCUAUUACCUUGUAUCUGGUCCAAUCAUAAGAAUAUUUUCAUAUUUCAUAAUCUCACCAAAAAAUUAAAAUAUCAAUAAAAUGCGCGAAAAAGUGAUAUCCGGUAUGCAGCAUCGAUAUUCAGAAUUAUGCAAUAUUUCCUUGACCUGUUACAUAAUAGUGCAUUAAUUGUCAUUAUUUAUUAGAUUAUGUUGUUCAUUACUUUCAAAGCUCAUUAUUUACUCAAUCAAAGUUUCAUUAGUUUUCCAAUUACUUAUGUAUUAUUCCCCUUGUAUCUUACCAUGAAAAAUAAUGUCGAUUUAUUAUGUUUCCCGUACGCUUAAUUUCGUGAAACGAUCUUUAUUUAGUUAUUCGUGAGUUAUAAAUUCGCGUUAAACAAGUUUGAAUUAAAUGAUUCGCGUGAUAUCUUAAAUAUUAGCGUUUCCACCACGUUGUUUGUUUAACGAUAUAUUUAAAUAAUUAUUCGCGUGACAUUUUAAUUCAUUAUCAUUGUUAAACGCACAUUUUACGAGUGGACAUUAUAUGAGGCAAGACAUAAGUAAUUUACAGUAUUAACGUUUUAUACUUUAUGGAUUAAAUAAUUAAUAUCAUAUCAAAGCUGUAAUGUUAUCAUGUAAAUAAUCACGAUAUUACAAAUAUGUUUUUUUUUAAUGUGGUAAAUCACUGUAAAUCGACCCUGCGUGGUUGACUACACAUAGGAUCAAUAGUUCUGGCGACAACGAAGCAAAUCGCACAGCCAUACUUUACCGACUUACCUUAUGGUAAGGAACAUCGUGCAUUACAUGUAUUAUUUGUUAUGUUAAUUUGUCAAUUUUAUAGUUAAUGUACUGAAAAUGGACAUAAGUAUUUAACAUGCUGUGGUAUUUUACAUGUUCCGCGUAAUUUUGGUCAAAUUAUUGAACCUCAAAGUAAAUGUAUUACUGACAGCGUUCACGAAUAUUACCCCCAACGCAGAAUGUGCAGUGAGUAUAAUCGUGAAUAAUUCCGCGAUUGGAAUGUCAUUAGUUCUUUAUGUCAAAUCAAAAUGAUUGCAUAUUUCAUUGUAUUGUUUAAUCUUCUUAUUCCGAAUUAUACUCAUACGUACGUUAGCUUCUUUUAAUAUUCAUAUAUCAGCAAACCUAAUAUUGCCCAGACCUGACUUUGUCAACAAAGAGGUGCUUACGCAUUUGCACCAAUAGAUACUUGUUGUUUUUUUUAAUCAUUUUUGUCUCUAUUCUGUCGAAGUGAUGAGGAAUUAAUGAAUAAGAAGUUGAACAUUUAAUUCCAUAAAGUUUAAUUUUUGAUUUUAUUAAGUGGAGACAAUGGUCUUUAUCCAAAAUAACUAAAUCUACUAUACCGUGCUUUUUUGAGUGAUGGUCUGUUGACUAAAGGCAUAUCUUCCCUUGAUAUUUCGACCAGAAAAAAUAUUUGAGACAACUACAACUACAACUUUUUUUUUAUUAAUAACUUAUUACAGUAUUUAAAAAUAAAAGUUUUUAGCAUUGUCUAUAGAAAUACAAUAAGUUGUACUUUUUCAUAGAAUGGCACUUUCAAUACCCCUGUUUCCUAUUUCAGGGGUCAAUAAUACAAUUGCGUUGACCUAACUAAGGAUUCAAAUACACAUUUAUCUUAGAUAAUGAUUAAAACCUCCAUAUGCAAAUUAUAUGAACGAAGGGGGAAACCAAAUGGUCAGUUUAAAUAUCAAAUGUCAAAUAAAUAUGCUGUACUUGACUUUGAAAUAUUGUUGUAUAACACAUUUGUCAAAAUUCAGAUGACUUGGUUUUGAUAUUGAGAUCUUUUCAGUUACUUUGAAAUUCAUUUAUUUUAAAAAUCAUUGAUUAUUUGUUGAUCUGUAAAAGAAAGAUUGCUAAAAAUUAUAAACGAGCAUCCAUAUUGAGGAUUUGAUAAUCUAUUUUCGUCAGAUAAGAGGAAAUACAGCUUUACUAGUUAUGUUUUAUAUCAUGGUUCAUUAAACAUGUUAAUAUUGAAUACUUUUAUGGCUUCAUCACAGAAAUAUUUAACUCACUAAUGUGACUGCAACACUUAACGUUUGUUCAACUCCUCAACUUACAUAAUAUAACUAGAAGCUCGUGGAAUAGGAAAUUACCAUUAACAUACUAUAAUAUGUAUCCAAUAGUGUCAUUUAUUGUGUUAGAGUUAUAAUAAAAAAAAGUGGAAUAUUUGUCAAAGAGUAUAGGAUGUGAAAUUGCGUGAAUGUCUGUGAUAAUAACAUGUUGUUGAGAAUAAAGCAAUACAUACGCUAAUACACUC